Fraxinus pennsylvanica is the source of this 537-nucleotide messenger RNA. The record is from the annotation of a GenBank genome assembly. NCBI's taxonomy places the organism in Eukaryota, Viridiplantae, Streptophyta, Magnoliopsida, Lamiales, Oleaceae.
AUGGAUAUGAAACAAGCUGUGAUUGAUGCUGGUGUUUUCCCUCGUUUGUUCGAGCUUUUAUUAGAUCGUGCAUCAUAUAUUUCGUCUCCUGCCCUGCGCAUCGUUGGUAAUAUUAUUUCAUAUGUAGACGAUACCCAGAUUCAGGCUGUGAUUGAGGCUGGUAUUAUUUCACCUCUUCUCCCACUGCUUCAAGAUGCUAAUCAUUUUGAUGCUGCUGCUGAGGUUAUCUAUAAUGUCACGACUAAGGGAACUAAUGAGCAAAUCAGGUUCCUGGUGGACAAGGGUUGUAUAGAGCCAAUCUGCGAUCUUCUAGUUAAUCCCAACGAAGUGCAUGUCAUAAAAAUUUGCUUGGAAGGCCUUGAGAACAUUCUGAAGGUUGGAGAAGCUGAGAAGAACCAAGGUAACACCGAAGAUGUGAAUGUCUUUGCUCAGAUGAUUGUUGACGCUCGGGGCCUAGAGAAGAUUAAGAACCUCCAGACUCAUGACAACAGUAAAAUAUGUGAACAGGCCAGGAAGAUACUUGAAGCAUAUUGGUAG